Brassica napus (rape) is the source of this 3081-nucleotide messenger RNA. RefSeq lists its product as uncharacterized. The record is from RefSeq and is a predicted model, not a curated record. The transcript has 10 exons. Bases 1 to 3081 code for a protein of 1026 amino acids. Lineage: Eukaryota; Viridiplantae; Streptophyta; Magnoliopsida; Brassicales; Brassicaceae.
AUGUGUCUAAACCGAAGAGCUGAUCCUGGUUAUGAGAGUGGUGCGUGGGAAUUUGUGAGGUGUGUUGGUGCAGAUUUGCGAGAGUCUGAGUUGAUCAUUUGCCCAUGUAUUGAUUGUCGCAACGUAGCUCGUCACUCAGCCAGUGUUAUUGUGGAUCAUCUAGUAACAAGAGGAAUGGAUUUGAGUUACAAGAUGAGGGAGGAUUGGUAUCACCAUGGAGAAGUAAUGUCAGGGACUGACAGUAGAAGCAAUGGAAGUGAGAAGAGGAAUGAGAUUUUAGGGUUAUACCAAGCAGCUGCCUUUGUUGAUGAAGAGUUUCUUAGGCAUGGUGACUUAAGUGAGGUUGCUGAAGGUGAAGAUAAGGCAGAAGAUGAGUUUCUUGCUAAGCUAGCCGAUGCAGAAACACCUCUGUAUCCAAGUUGUGCUAACCACAGCAAGCUCUCUGCAAUUGUUUCACUCUUUAGGAUAAAGACACAGAGUGGUUGGUCUGAUAGAAGCUUCGAUUUGCUGCUUGAGACUUUGCCACAGAUGCUACCCGAGGAUAAUGUCUUGCACACGCCCUUGUACGAAGUGAAGAGGUUUUUGAGAUCUUUUGAUAUGGGUUAUGAGAAGAUACACGCCUGUGUGAAUGACUGCUGUCUAUUCAGAAAGGAGUUUGAGAAGCUAGACAAAUGUCCGAAAUGCAAUGCUUCAAGAUGGAAUAUUAACUUGCGCACAGGUGAUGUGAAGAAAGGUAUUCCACAGAAAGUUCUAAGGUAUUUUCCCAUAAUCCCACGGCUGAAGAGGAUGUUCAGAUACCCUUCAUUUGCCGCUGAAGAAAGAAAUCUUCGGCUUGGGCUGUCCACAGAUGGGUUCAAUCCUUUCAAUAUGAAGAAUGUGAACUACAGCUGUUGGCCUGUUUUGCUUGUCAUUUACAACAUGUCACCUGAAAAGUGUAUGAAGGAGGAGAACAUCAUGUUGUCGUUGCUGAUUCCUGGUCCAAGCCAACCUGGUAACAAUAUUGAUGUGUACUUAGAACCGCUUAUAGAGGAUCUAAACCACCUGUGGGAGAAAGGAGAGUCAACGUAUGAUGCAGAUUUUCCAGCAUAUGGGAAUCUUGCAGGCUGCAAAGUAAAGGGCAAAAUGGGUUGUCCUGUGUGUGGAAAAAACACAGACAGUAUGUGGUUGAGUAACUGCAGGAAGCACAUUUAUAUGUCUCAUCGGAAAGGUCUUCCUCCCACACAUCCUUAUAGAGGAAAGAAAGCAUGGUUUGAUGGGAAAGCAGAGCAUGGGAAAAAGGGUAGAAUUCUGAGUGGUCAUAACAUAAGCCAUAUACUUAGAAAUUACAAGAAUGAUUUUGAAAAUGUGAAAGUAACUGGUAGGAAGAGGAAGAUUAAUGAGACGGUUGGAUCAGACUCCAAUACGGAUGAUGAAUCCAGUGAUUCAAAGGAAGAGGAAGAAGCAGUUGAUGAGGAAGAGCUAUCUAGAUGGAAGAAGCGGUCAAUCUUUUUCAAGUUGCCUUAUUGGGAAGAUCUACCAGUUAGACACAACUUAGACGUUAUGCAUGUGGAAAGAAAUGUUGCUGCAAGUCUUAUAGCUACAUUGUUGCAUUGUGGAAAAUCAAAAGACAGUCUUAACGCGAGAAAAGAUCUGGAACUGCUUGGUAUUAGGAAGGAUUUACAUCCUCAACCCCGUGGGAAAAGAACAUACAUUCCUCCCGCUCCUUGGUCUCUGUCCAGCAAAGAGAAGAAAGUAUUCUGCAAGCGGCUAUCGGACUUCAGAGGUCCGGAUGGUUAUUGCUCAAAUAUAUCAAGGUGUGUGAAGUUAGAAGAAUCUAAGAUAUCAGGAUUGAAAUCACAUGAUUACCAUGUCUUGAUGCAACAACUUCUCUCAGUUGCUAUUAGAGGAUUAUUACCUAAAGGUGUUAGGAUAGCUAUUGGCCGCCUCUGUGCUUUCUUCCAUCAUCUCUUUCAUCUAGCCAGGGAAGCUCGGUUAUGUGGACCAGUUCAUUUCCGAUGGAUGUACCCAUUUGAGAGAUACAUGAAAGUGCUGAAAGACUUUGUAAGAAACCUUGCAAGACCAGAGGGUUGUAUUGCUGAAGCGUAUCUUGCAGAGGAAUGUGUUAGGUUCUGCAGUCAGUUCUUGAAAAAAACAACAAGUUAUGAGGAGAAACCUGAUAGAAAUACUGAGUUCGAGAGCAGCUCUAUUCUUGAAGGUCGUCCAAUAUCUGCAGCCACUUGUCGUGUUCUUUCUGAGAAGGAUAUGAAGAUUAUACAUCUUGCUGUGAUUCAGAAUAUGGCAAUCGUCGAACCUUAUGUGGACAUGCACUUACAGCAUCUACAGGACACUAAUGAAAAAUGUAGACGUGAUGCAACAACAUUAUGGAGACUUCAUUCACAAAAAUUUGCUUCUUGGGUAAAAGACCAGAUACCUAUUAGCUUAGAGAAUCACGAGGAGACACUCAAAUGGCUGGCCUACGGUCCUCGUCUUAGCUCUAGGUCUUUCACUGGUUACAUAAUUAAUGGUCUGCGGUUUCACACGAUUUCAGUUGACAGGCAAAGUCAGAACAGUGGUGUUCUAUAUGAGGCAACAGCUAUGUGUAGAUCUAGUGCAAAAGCCACUUCGCAGAUGGUUGAUUUGGUAACAUACUAUGGCAGAGUGUUGGAGAUUCUGCUGAUCGAUUACAAUACCUUUUACAUUCCUGUAUUUCGCUGUCAGUGGGCAAAUAUAGGUAACGGAGUGAAGGUUGAAGAUGGCUUCACACUAGUCAACCUCAACCAAAGUCAAAUGGCUUUUGCAGCUGAUCCAUACAUCCUCGCCUCACAAGCAAAGCAACGUAACAAAUUCAAGCCAAAUAAAAAAAUCCAGCUGCUGGAUCUGUCUGAAAACAAGGUGAUCGUCGCUGAAGGACGUUGGUCUUCGAGUAAUCCUGAGCAUCUUGUCCACUUUCAGCGUUUGGGGCUUGGUGCUUGUAGAGUCUUUGUGGAUGUUGUGAAGGUGAAAGAUGCAUCUGUGUGGAGGACUUCAUCUGAGAUUGAGUAUAUGGAAGAUGCACUUGGAAGCGCUCUUGCUUGGCCAGAGGAUAAAAUUAUAACGGUUUGA